UCGGCCCCCUAUGCUGGACCUUGACUCCCAGGGCUGCUGUUGUGUUUUGCAGCUGCCUGUAUUUAACACCGAGGCGGUACAGUUUUUAUGCUUUGUUUGCGUCUUACUGAUCAUUUAAAAUGACUUCAGCUUUGUUGUCGCCGAUGGUGGAUUAUUACAACGACGAGGAUGACCUGGACAGUGUGGACGACGACGACGAGCGCAGUUUCAGGGGCAGAGACUCUGAAGAAGACACAGAAGAUGCCAGUGAGACCGACCUGGCCAAGCAUGAUGAGGAAGACUAUGUCGAAAUUAAAGAGCAGAUGUACCAAGACAAGCUGGCAUCGCUGAAAAGGCAGUUGCAGCAGCUUCAAGAAGGCACACUGCAGGAGUACCAGAAGAGGAUGAAGAAACUUGAUCAGCAGUAUAAAGAGAGGCUCCGCAAUGCAGAUCUUUUUCUUCAGCUUGAGACGGAGCAGGUGGAGAGGAACUACAUCAAAGAGAAGAAAGCUGCAGUGAAGGAAUUUGAUGAUAAGAAGGUUGAGCUAAAGGAGAACUUAAUUGCUGAGCUGGAGGAGAAGAAAAAGAUGAUCGAGAAUGAGAAAUUAACAAUGGAGCUGACGGGCGAUUCGAUGGAAGUUAAACCAAUCAUGACACGGAAGCUUCGGAGACGACCAAACGACCCAGUCCCAAUACCAGACAAGAGGCGUAAACCUGCCCCUGAUAUCCUUACCAGAAUGUUAAUGAAAAUGAUGCAGUCGAUUUGGUGGUGCUGUCUGACUUCUGAGAGCUCGACAACGGCAGUUCAUCUAAACUACUUGCUGACAGAGGAGCAGAUAAUGGAGGACCUACGGACACUCAACAAGCUUAAAUCACCUAAACGCCCAGCAUCUCCUUCAUCCCCAGAACACCUCCCCAGUACCCCCAUGGAGGCCCCACUGCAGCGCUAUGAAGCACGGAUAGAAGAUGGGAAGCUCUAUUAUGACAAAAGAUGGUAUCACAAAAGCCAAGCAAUCUACCUGGAGUCUAAGGAGAACACCAAGAUCAGCUGUGUCAUCAGCUCCGUGGGCACCAACGAGAUCUGGGUGAGGAAGACAAGCGACAGCACCAAGAUGAGAAUUUACCUGGGACAGCUGCAGCGGGGAGCGUUUGUGAUUCGCCGUAGAUCAGCAGCAUAGAGUUGCCACCUCCCCCUUCCCAGCCACCUAUCCAUGUGCAUGUCUGUCUCUUUGUUUCACUGCCUCUUCCUUUUCAUAGCUCCCAUUUUGGUCCAUUCCCACAUUGUGCUACCUGAGGAUUGAACAGAAUGGAGAAGGGCAUUGAAUGGAUUCUUCUGUUUUCAGCUUUUUUCCUCUUUUCAGUUUGACUUUCAGUUGUCUUUUCCCUUGCCCCCC
Scleropages formosus (Asian bonytongue) is the source of this 1373-nucleotide messenger RNA. It is a transcript of the gene suds3, whose product is annotated as SDS3 homolog, SIN3A corepressor complex component. Lineage: Eukaryota; Metazoa; Chordata; Actinopteri; Osteoglossiformes; Osteoglossidae. The record is from RefSeq and is a predicted model, not a curated record. The transcript has 13 exons. Bases 120 to 1157 code for a protein of 345 amino acids.